Molecule: messenger RNA, 1524 nt
Organism: Dovyalis caffra
Lineage: Eukaryota; Viridiplantae; Streptophyta; Magnoliopsida; Malpighiales; Salicaceae
Source: the annotation of a GenBank genome assembly
AUGGGCUAUUUCUCUUGCAAUGCAGAGUCUGCGAUUGCAACUUGCGAUCCGUACAACUGGGAUUCAUAUCGCAAGCGAAGAAAAAACGAAAACAGAAUAAAAACCAAAACCAAACCAAUCAAAAUCAGAGAGUUCAGUUACACUGAACUUGUCAAAGCCACCGAUGCUUUCUCCGCAGAAACCUUCCUUGGCAAAGGCAGCCAUGGAAUCGUUUAUAAAGCCUCUCUCAGCCAAGGCAAGUUAAUAGCCGCCGUCAAAAAGACAACCCAUCAAAUAAAUUUCUGCAACAGCUAUAACACUAACUGCGCGACGGUUCCUCCGGCAGACAACGAGAUUGAAAUUCUAUCCAGAGUUCAGCAUCCAAGAUUGGUAAACCUCCUUGGUUUCUGUGUUGAUUCUACAGACAGUAAACUACUUGUCGUCGAGUACAUGCCAAACGGUUCAUUAUACGAUCUUUUACACUCCAGUUCUAGACCUCCCGGCUGGACCAGGAGGGUUCGGUUCGCAUUACAAACAGCAAAAGCGGUUCAAGCUCUUCACUCCUCCAACCCGCCGGUGAUUCACAGAGACAUAAAAUCAUCAAAUGUGCUUAUCGAUGAAAACUGGAAAGCGAGGUUAGGCGAUUUUGGUCUUGCCUUAAGAGGACACGUGGAGGAUGUUCGCGUAAAGUGCACGCCACCGGCGGGUACUUUAGGGUAUCUUGAUCCAGGCUAUCUUGUGCCAGGUGAUUUAAGCGCCAAGAGUGACGUGUUCAGUUUUGGGAUUUUGUUGUUAGAGAUCAUUAGUGGCAGAAAUGCUAUUGAUGUAAAUUACAGUCCUCCUUCUAUUGUUGACUGGGCAGUUCCGUUAAUUAAAAGAGGUGAUUUUGGGGCAAUAUUUGAUAACCGGGUGGCUUCGAUGCCCGACCUGGCUGUGAUCCGGAAUUUGGCUGUUUUGGCUGCUAGGUGCGUGAGAUCCACGGCUGAAAAGCGUCCAGGAAUGGCGGAGGUUGUUGAAGGCUUGAAAAUUGUUAGUAAAAGAAUCCAUGCGCCGCCUAUUUGGAAUCAUUUUAGAAGGCGCGUGUGGCGCGUGGAGGAGGUGGAUUUGGUCGGCGAUACAAGUGAAGAGGUUGUUAAUGCCAACGUUAACAAGACGGUUAGAGUAGGAAGUAGGAGAAAUAGUAAAGUAUCGAGUGUUUCGAGCGUAGAGUAUGGAAAUGAAACAAUUGGUUUAGUAGGGGAUAGAGUGAUUAGGUCGAAAUCUAUUGGUUCUUUUGGUGAGAUAAAAAUGGGGUCUGAUUAUUUUAAGAGAAAACCUGGAUGGGUGGCAGUGAAAAAACCUGCGGUGAAAUUAGGCAAGUCGAGGUCUAUGGGUGUAUUGCGUAGUCCUAGGCUUGUACAUUACAACAAGAGAGGAUUUGUGUUUGAAUUUGGGACAGUAAGUGAUCAAGUAGACAAUGAUGUUGCCACUAUGCCAAAGUUGUUGAUUGGUUUGGAUGAGAAAUUGGAGCAAAAGAUGCAAGAGAAGCCAUUGGUGUCAAACUAA